AUGAAGCGCACAGGAUACUUCUUUACCGGAGACAAAUUUCUCUUCGCCACUGUCGUCGUUUUUGUUAUCAUUUCCAUGCAGUCUGGUCCACCUGUCAAAUACCUGACUGGUGAUGGAAAUGACUGUCGAAAAUGGUGGCUGGAAGGACCUCCAUCCUCCGACGACCCCAGAUUGCUGGAGGUUCUAAGAGCACAGUUCCUGGAACCGCCUUCAGUUCAGCCCUACAACCUGACUCCGCCGAAAGCUUACGACGAAUACAGCUACCCGAAGUCCAGCUUCGAGGUCAUAGGCGACCACUUGACCCACUUCUUCAGCGACCAGCGCAGUGGGUUCUUCGUUGAAGCGGGAGCCUUCGACGGGGAAAUGUUUUCGAACUCACUGUGGCUGGAAAAGCAACUGGGCUGGAAAGGUCUCCUUGUAGAGGCCGAUCCUGACAGCUUCCAGCUGCUGACCUGGAAGCGACGGAAGGCCUGGACCUCCAAUUCGUGCAUUUCCAGAUUUCCUUACCCUCAGAGGACCACCUUCGAGGCCCUGCAAGGGCUGUCGAUCGACCACCCCAUGGUUUAUAGGUCUAACUCUAGGCCUAUGAGCUCCCCUUUUCGGAAACUCGACAACAAAUGGAACAGGAAUUCUGUCAAGUCUUAUUUUCGGGUCCAGUGCUUCCCUCUGGCGUCCUACCUGCACGCCCUGAACGUGACCACCGUGGACCUGAUGAUUCUCGACAUACAAGGGCACGAGUGGGAGGUCAUUCGGACGUUGCCCUUGGACAGGGUCACCGUCAGGGUGAUGGUUGUGGAGUACUACAAUGUCUCGCCAGAGGGACUGAUAAGCGAGAGCGAAUUUAACCCUCGGUUCGCGGACUAUAUGAGGAAUCUUGGUUAUCGUCUGGUGGAGUACGAACUGGAAAGUAACUACAUAAUGGUGCUGGAAAGAGAUUCCGUUUUAAUGGAGAAAGUACGUUCCAGGUCUCGAAUUGACCCUUAGUGACCAGAACUACGUGAAAAGGAAAACUGAAUGCAUUAAAAAAGCGGGUAACAUGUAUAAAUUAGUUCGUCUGUUGACGUGAAAAAUAUCUCUUAGUUUAAAAGUGAUUACAAGACCACUCACUAACUUUGUUUAUAACCUGAAGACGAAAAAAAAGCAAGGAAAGAACAAGGUAGCCUGAUAAGGUGAUAUUUGAUAUUGUGAUAAAUUUCAUUAUACAUAUGAAAUGAAAAAUCAGUUUUUACUCUUUAAAAACUUAUAAGUGUAAGAACAUUCGCAUGAUAGAAAUGUGUUACAAGUGUCUUGAUAAGCAUAAAGCUUUAUAUUUUUGUUGGCGUUGUUCUAAACGCCUGCAUUUAUAAAUGAACAACUGAUGCACUAUGGUUAUUACAAAUAUAUUCGUAUCUGGCAAAUAGCUGUCCGUGAACUCUGUAAAUAUAUUAUAAUCCCCUCCUGAGAACGAGAAGAUUUUUAUCUCACUCGUGGUCAGGUCGGUAGCGCGAUAUGGUUCUGAUGUUCCGGAUGCUGGUUCGAAUUCUGCUAAGCGCAUACAAAUGUCCAAGACUUUGCAAAUAUCUUCAUAUUCUUGCUUUUGGUUCUCAGACUUUGUAGUGGUGAAAGAAAAAAGUUGAGAGGGCUAAGUGGUUUUUACGAUUACAAAUUUACAUAUACUCAUAGUACAUGUAUACAGGCAGUCCCCGGAACGACACUUGGAAAUAUGCCUUAAACUAAGAAAAAGUUAGAGAGACCUUACCUGUGUGACAUGCAAGUAUUGCAUGAUGUGUAGUGUGGUUAUUUCAAUGGCAAAGGAUGGUUCUUGAAGGUAUAAUUCUUUAUUAAACUCUUGUGACACUAUAAAGCACAAUGUACUACACUUAAUCCUUAGGUUAGAUUAUACACUAAACACUAUAUUAUGCACUGUACACUACGUAGUAUGUAUGUAGUAAUCCUUUGGUAGAUCCUGGAGUACACUAAAAUCCCAGUCUGGUAGCUCUGGAAGGUAAAAGUAUAACACAAUUAGUACAAAAUACUACACAAAGUCCUGAAUGCAAUAUGUAAAUUAUAGAUAUCAAGAGUAAAAGAGUUAAUGUAUGUUAAUUAAUUCCUUACUUUUAGUUUAUAAUUCCUUACUUUGAGUUAUAUCAAGAGUAAAAAAGUUAAUGUAUGUGAAUUAAUUCCUUACUUUUAGUUUAAAGUUGUCAUGCUAUGUAACCCUGGAUGCACAAAGUCUUAUGUGGCCCCAUAGCCUACAUCAUUCAGGGGGUUCUGGAAUGUACAAAAAAUAAUUUUGUCAGUAAGUACUCUAUGCAUAGUAAGUUACAUACAGUAAUAUGCACCAUACAGUGGUUUAAUAUCAACUGGUAUGCAUAGUAAAUGAUUGGUCUACACCCCCUGUUCAGCAGGGAGUGUACAGUAUGUACGUAAUUCCAUGAGGGACCUUGAUCACUUAUCCCAUGUGAGAGAUCUUGGUCACUUUUUUUUAGUAUGUACGUAUAAAACUUACUUAAUGUAUGUUUACUACUAUGUAUAAUUCCUUACCUUUAUGUUAUGUAGUAACCCUGGACAAAGUUUUAUGUGGCCCCAUAGCCUGCAUCAUGGAGGGGGUCCUGGUUUUCUGGAAUGUACCAAAAAAGUAUCAAAGUUAAGUCAUGUUAUGUAUGUUUAGUAAGUUACAUACAGUAACCAUACGUACAGUGGUUUAUAACAUGUAUGUACAUAAUCAAACUUGGUUGGAAAUUCCUGUAAAAAAAGUUAUGUACGUAUGUAAUACUACUGUAUGUAAAAACCUUACUGUUCAUACUUUGUUACACUACAUGUUACAUGUGAUACGUAUACUUUCCUGAAGGGUUUUUUCCAUCCAAAAAUGGUGCUUCUACUUGUAGUUAUCCCUUGAUGACACUUGUAGUAGUAAUUUGUUAGUAACAACCUGGAGUUGUGU
Molecule: messenger RNA, 2923 nt
Organism: Macrobrachium nipponense
Lineage: Eukaryota; Metazoa; Arthropoda; Malacostraca; Decapoda; Palaemonidae
Product: protein Star-like
Exons: 2
Coding region: 1-984 (327 amino acids)
Source: RefSeq, a predicted model, not a curated record